UGUCAGGCAGCCUCUUUCUCUCCACUGGAACUUAUAUCUACUCUACGCCUACACACACCCACAAGGAAGACACACACACGCUCUAACUUGCUCUUAUAGCCUCUUCGGUGGGCAAAUCUAGCAGACUGCAGAUGAGAGCUUAGUUAUUGUGUGUUUAUGAUGGUACUUUAAACUGUUGGUCAUCUAUAACAUAUAGCUCACGUGGAGUACAUCAGUUUAAGCAACUUUCAGUUUCGAGAGCUUGUGUUUGGAAAUGGUUUGGCUCCGUGGAUCUAAAGUGCUGUCCCUGCUGUUGACAGUGUCUCUCUGUCUCUGUGUGUCAUCUUCUCUAGACACAGGUGCCGUAGAGUUGAAGUACACCAAGACUCCUAUGGUUGGGACUGAGGGCAUGCCCUUGAGGCUCACCUGUAAGGCAGUGUAUGACACAAAACAAUGUGGUCGUAUUGAUGCCUUUUGGUGUCAUCACACUUUGGAAGAGUGUCCCAAGCUCAUUGACCUCGGCAAGUACCUCACUGUUGUCAACGAGAUGGUUAUGGAGGACAGUGUCAGACAUAGACACGUUGUAACAGACUUCAUAGAACUGACCCCUGCUGACCGAGGAGUCUAUCAGUGCAAUGCAGUAUGUGAAAUGGGAGGCCAUGCUGCCAUGGGACACUACAUAAAUAUCACAGUCAAAGCAGCUCCAAUAUUUGAUCAAAGAAAGGCCAACAAUGGUGGACUGAACUGGACAUACAGCACUGGAACAAUACUGUGGUCCCUUCUCCAAAUACUGGAGUUACUUGAGGUUAAUCAUUGAGCUGGUCUGGUAGCUGAUGGCAGAUGGCGUCAAGGCUGAAAAUGGAGAUACCAUCUGCGAUACAGAUUUACAGUUUAUCAAACCCAAACAUUUAACUGAAUUGUUUUACAUAACUACAAAUAAGGUGCCUUUUGUCUCAAAAGACUACAACAUUUAUAUUCAUUGGCUAAUAGUUUACUUAACAUUUACAAAAAAUAAAAAUGUGUUAUAAAGUAGCUUCAAACAUGUAUGUUGGAAGACAGGAGGGUUUGUACUACUUAAAUUAAAAUUCAAUUUCAUGGAAUUUCAAUGGAAUGGAAUGCUCAUUUGUUCGCUCAAACACAAUUUUUUUCCAGUUCGCAUGCAUGCCUAUUUCUGUUUAAUUUUGUUCUCUCCCCUGUUCUUGUCACGGUGGGCUAUCUCUCUACACCUCUCAGGUCUCUGUCUGUUAGAGGAAAUGCCCAUACAGGACAGGAAACCACACAUAGCAUUUGCACAAACGGAGGACUGAAGCAAUGUGAGCAGAGGUAGUCGCAGUCCAUGUGGUUGGAAGGGUGAGGGGGAGUAAAAGGGUCUGGUAGUCUUGUGAUGUUUAUUAUAUCUCAGUUUAAUUUGAAGGCGCAGCAGUGUACUGUCAUACUUUUUGUUCUAGUUGUCCACACAUGCCUUUUUUUUGUUUGUUUGUUUGUUCUCUCCCCUGUUCUUGUCAUGGUGGGUUAUCACUCUACUCCUUUCAGGUCUGUGUCUGUUAGAAUAAAUGCCAAUACAGGACAGGAAUCCACACAUAUCAUUUGCAAAAACAAAAGGAGGCCUGAAGCUAUGUAAACAGUGCUAGUAGCAGUCUAUGUGGUUGGAAAGGUGAGGAGGAGUAAAGGGAUAUGCAUUUCUUGUGAUGUUUAUCCUAAACUCAGUUUGAUUUGAAGGCUCAGGAGUGUACUGUAAUACUAUAUACUGUAGGUUUACAAUAUUUUGAAAGAAGUUAUUAUGAAUUGCGAAACUGAGCGAUAUUCCGUGUGAAUUAUUGGCUAAACCACUAGGUCAGAGCUUCCCCAAAUACAUUUUGGUUGUAUAGAGGUGUUCCCCCAGAGUUACUUUAUGUGUACACCCAAAAAACACCAGAUAAGAAAAGCAUGGUGUGUCAUACAAUAUAUGGAAAUGAGCCAUUUGACCAUUAUAAACUGACAAACUACAUAAACAUUUGUGCACUAUAUCUGCAAUCUUAUAAAACAAUCAAACAUUAUUUUGAUGAUUACAACUGCAAUUAUCAAAGCGGUUUAUAUGUUUACAUGCAUUAAUGUCUCAGUAAAACCAUAUCUACACAUUUAAAUGAGUGGAAAUGACGACUUCUGCCGUAGGGUAAACUUUAAAGGUAUGGAGAUUUAAGGAGGAGACUGCCAUGCACCAGUUGUUGCCACAAAACAAGUGAAGACCGUUUUAUUAGCCUCCCUUCCCAGGCUAAAGACACAAGUCUUUGAACGAGUUCUUAUCACAUGACAGCAAGCGCCCAGGUACUUGCAGAAUUGAUUAUGGUUCAUGUUAAUAUUGGUUAAGCCUUGUUUGGUAUCACCAUGCUGAUAUUAGACAAACGACUUUAUUUUUCUAUAAUGUAUUUGGUGCUCAUGUGUUAAUUGUGUAUUGGUCUUACAUACAUUUCUCAUGAAAGCAACAGCAUAUUGGCUUUUCUCUAACAAUUCCUUCUUAUGAGGGAACGCAAACCUUGUUACACAUUUUGUUUAACAUCUUGUCAAGUUCUGACCAUCGUUCGCGUGUGUUUUCCUUGUUUUAGUGUUGGUCAGGACGUGAGCUGGGUGGGCAUUCUAUGUUGUGUGUCUGGUUUGUCUAUUUCUAUGUUUGGCCUGAUAUGGUUCUCAAUCAGAGGCAGGUGUUAGUCAUUGUCUCUGAUUGGGAACCAUAUUUAGGUAGCCUGUUUUGUGUUGGGUUUUGUGGGUGAUUGUUCCUGUCUCUGUGUUUGUUGCACCAGAUAGGGCUGUUUAGUUUUUUUCACAUUUCUUGUUUUGUAGAUUGUUCAUCUUUAUUAAAGAUGUUUACAAGUAA
Messenger RNA from Oncorhynchus masou masou (cherry salmon), 2830 nucleotides. RefSeq lists its product as uncharacterized. Lineage: Eukaryota; Metazoa; Chordata; Actinopteri; Salmoniformes; Salmonidae. The coding region runs from base 254 to 796 and encodes 180 amino acids. The transcript is spliced from 4 exons. The record is from RefSeq and is a predicted model, not a curated record.